AUGUACUAUGGACUUUCAGCUUUUAGGCAAAAGGAGCCUAUUUUAAUAAAUGCAGUGAAUGAACUCUGUAAUGGAGAUUUUCUGAAAAGUCUGGACAGGCCUUUUGAAGCACAUGUUCAAGACCAAGAGGUUACACGGUUGUUUGGGACCAACUUUGAUGCCAGUGUUGUAAAUCAGGAUAUGUUGGAGGAAAUUCCUGGGGAAAUGUUCCAUUUUAAAGCAAGAGAUGAAGGUGAUACUACACUGCUUCGUAAAUGUAUAGCUCCAAAACAUCUAGUUUUGAAAGUCGGGGCCAAAGUGAUAUUGAUAAAAAACAUUUCCAAGGAUUUGUGCAAUGGGAAGCAAGGCAUUGUUCAUUAUCUAGAAAAGGACACACCCCCUGUGAUAAAUUUUGAUGGUAACCUUGUACCAUUAAGUGAUGUCAAAUUUGAUGUCUAUGAUAUGCAGCAGGAAAAGACACUAGCCUGUAGGACACAAAUUCCAGUAAUUCUAGCUUUUGCAUUAACAGUUCAUAGGGCCCAGGGGCAAACACUGAAUUUGGUGGAGGUGGACUGUUAUUCUUUUAUUGCGCCUGGUCGGAUGGGGGUAGCUGUUGGCAGAGCCACAACCACAAGUGGUCUACGAAUCAUCAACUUCAACAGAAAAGCAGCAUUUACAAGACACUCUGACAUUGUUUAUGACUUUUACGAUAGAGAAUUUUCAGACUUUUCCACAGAUUUAGUAUGCUGUCAAAAACAACAAGUUUACCCUAGUGUGCCAGAUUACCAGGAUUCAAAUGUUACUUUGGAUACUGAACCUUCUACAUCAUCCUUUGAUUUACGUGAUAUGGAACAUGACCAUCAGUUAGAAGAACCUCAGUUACAGUCACCUUGGGAUAUAAAUGAAUUCAUCAUAGAAAAUCAGUCGUCCACAUUCAUGAAUGACUUUCUACCAGAUUUUUGUUAA
Saccostrea echinata is the source of this 945-nucleotide messenger RNA. RefSeq lists its product as uncharacterized. Bases 1 to 945 code for a protein of 314 amino acids. The transcript is spliced from 2 exons. The record is from RefSeq and is a predicted model, not a curated record. Lineage: Eukaryota; Metazoa; Mollusca; Bivalvia; Ostreida; Ostreidae.